AUGUGGAAGAAAUUACUAUACUUGAAGCAGCCAUUCCCAGAUAACUAUACCGAUGAGUCGUUUCUUGAUCAGUUGAAAACCAACCUGACGGUGGUUAAGUACUCGUAUUGGAAGUUGGUGUAUGAUUUUUCGCUUAUUUCAAUGUACAUUUCAAGUUUACUUUUAGUUAUAUUAACGUUUACCAGUAUUUAUUAUAAUCACAUUAAUCCAAUAAUCCCCAUUAUAAUAUCGAGUCUAUCGUUGAUGACGUUUUUAAUCGGCUUGCCGAAAAACCUGCUAUCAAAUACUCAAAAUAUUAAGUCUUUCUUAUUAAUCAACUUUAUCUUGCUUGUUUUAUCCCCGUUACUUAAAUCAUUAACCAGAUCAACUUCUUCUGAUUCUAUUUGGGCGUUAUCGUUCAUCUUAUGUUUGAUCAAUAUCGUCUUCCACGAUUAUGCCAUGGACAUAUCCAAGAUCAUCAACUACAGACCGAUUCUUUCCACCAAUAUCUCCAUGGCCAAUGGCAUCGUUUUGGCAUCGAGAUUAUCUUCAAAUUUACAAGUAUACUGUUUUUUAUUAUUUGUCCUACAAUUCAAUAUCUUGCUUCCGUUCAUUGAUUUCAGUUUGAGGAAAUUCUCCCGAUUCAAUCAGCACUAUACUUUAUUAAUAUCCAUUCAAUUGAUUAGCUUAACGAUGAUUUGGAAAUUGGCUAAUUUCAACCUCUUCUUAAUUUACUUCUCGGGUCAAAUUGGUAUUCUGUUUUGUCUUCCAGGUUACUUUUUGUUUUUACAAAAAUAUAAAAAUGAAUUACAAGGCCCUUGGGAUCCGGCUAAACCUAUCAUUAAAACGAUUUAG
This is a messenger RNA of Hyphopichia burtonii NRRL Y-1933, 834 nucleotides long. It is a transcript of the gene GPI2, whose product is annotated as phosphatidylinositol N-acetylglucosaminyltransferase. The record is from RefSeq and is a predicted model, not a curated record. Gene Ontology annotation, biological process: GPI anchor biosynthetic process. NCBI's taxonomy places the organism in Eukaryota, Fungi, Ascomycota, Pichiomycetes, Serinales, Debaryomycetaceae. Bases 1 to 834 code for a protein of 277 amino acids. Gene Ontology annotation, cellular component: membrane; glycosylphosphatidylinositol-N-acetylglucosaminyltransferase (GPI-GnT) complex. The transcript has a single exon.